Molecule: messenger RNA, 1335 nt
Organism: Myzus persicae (green peach aphid)
Lineage: Eukaryota; Metazoa; Arthropoda; Insecta; Hemiptera; Aphididae
Exons: 8
Coding region: 1-1335 (444 amino acids)
Source: RefSeq, a predicted model, not a curated record
AUGGAAAAAAAAUUCGAUUAUGCCAGUUUAUUGAAGUCUGCUCGCAAUUUAAAACAUACAAUCGACGAGUUGGUUUGUAAAAAUCACAACGAAAUAGAUGUUAUGGACAUAGAAUGUAUGAGGAAAUUAAUCGAAAACAUACUUAAAAAAUAUGAAUUGGAUGCCAAACACAAUAACGGUCAACAAAUUAUAUCAAAUUGCGAUAACGUUAGUGAAAUAAACCACAAUGUCCAAAGUAAAACGAAAGGAAUUAUUGACGUAUCUUCGAGUUGUUGUACUGAAACGAUUACAAUGAAAUGUAAUGAAAAGAAAAAAAUGGAAGAUAAUGAAGAUGAGUGUCGUAAUAUAACAAAUGAAGACAAUGGAAAUAAACGACAAAACGAUUUCCACGAAAAAUGUGAAUCACAAUUGAAAUUUUACGAAGAAUACGUCAAGGAAUUAGAGUGCCGAUUAAAGGGAUUUAUCGAGUAUAUGAUAGAAGGACAGCGAUCGGAUCAGAAACACAUAACGAGGGAAAUUUACCUCAAAUCGACGAUAGAAAAAAUGAAAAGGACCGAGUGCUAUUACAAGGGCAUAGUACAAAGGCUGUCUGAGAAAUUGGAUUACGCGAGGAAAAAAUCGGAAGAACGUCAAAAGUGGAUCGACGGAUUAGUGUCUAAAGCCGAACAACUGAGGUGUGCUGUCGAAAAAAACGCGAUGAAUUCGGCGGAACUGGCAAAAACUUUAUCGUCGUUCGCGGUCGAUCUGUCAGUGUCCAACCUGCUGCAGCAUCCGGAAGAGGCGGUGGCGGCGGUGGUGGCAUGCGACGACCGAAACAGGGUGGCAAAUCCGUCCGGAUCUUCUGAGAUUGUAGAUAAUGGCGCUUCCGGCUGCAGUCGGUCUAUGGGGGAUGUGGAGGCCUCAGUGCAGGCAGUCGUCGACGAAACUUUACUACGACCGAUGUUACACAGCACCCCGAUACGGGACCUCCCGUGCCGCCGCGACUGCCGGUGCAGUUUUUCAGCGGACGAAGACACUGACGACGAAGACACUGACGACGAAGAGGAUGACGAUGGCGACGGCGAAGAGGACGACCAUCCGUCGGAUUGCUUCAAAACGGCCGCCGCCACCGUCAAAUGCCGACGACCUAAAAACGACGAACCGAGUCGCCGAUGUUCGAAACUUUUCCGGAGGUCGCAGAAGAGCACCGACGUGAACAACAGCGGGACGGAAACGGCGGCGCGCUGUGUUGGUGGAUCGAAGCUCACCAAAAGAAGUAUGGAGACAGAAAAAAUAUGUCCGGUGACCUGUAUCUGCUGCUGCAACCGACUGAACUCCACGGAACAGCAAUCAUAA